CUGGUCUUUUCUCCAUUCAACGUAUCAAUCAUGUCUAGGUUGCUCAUACAUCUCUCCGAGAUAGGAUACCCCGCCCACUGGCUUGCGUCCAUACUAUCAAGUAUUUUGAGUGGAAAAAUAAUGACUAGAGCACGUCCGCCUCGCUCGUGUCCCCUCUCUAUUGCAGAGACAACAGCCAAUCGGCCUGUGAGGACUACCACAGCGACACCAUUUGUUGAAGAUAUGCGAAUCCAAGCAGCCAUCCGGUUACCUCUCAUGCCGUUUGGCUUCUAUCCUAAAUCUACCACAUCUGGACGACAUCUACCGGUACAAGAUCCCCGUCAAGGGCGCAACGGCCUUGGGGUCCGAAGUGCCGCACUUCAUUCUUGUGCUCUUCAAUAAUAAUAUCUGGCCUGAUGGCGAAACCACAAACUUACGACAAGACCUUCUCGACGACGACAAUAGCAUACAGACUCCUGCAGUCAAGAGGUUUCGAGAGCAAGGAAUUGUCGUCACCAGCGUGUUCAAGUUCACCAAAGUGGUUAAAAACAAAGCUAAAGAGGCAGCCCUCUGGAUGGAUAGGCGCGUCAUAGAAAAAGAUGUUGGGUGAAGGGACUUGAAUGGUUGGUAUAUGGCGCAAUGAUGAUUGGAGUUCGCAAAGCGAGCCUUGCGACUUGAAGGAGGGGCCCAAAGGGCUAAAGAGAGGAGGAUGUUGGAUCGACGUGUCUACCAAGAAGGAUGUGCCCUGAGCUUGGCGAUUCCCGACGAGGGCAUCGCUGAUCGCAGACGCAAAAUAGAGCCGCAUAGCUAGGAAGGGUUUCUCUGAAUUGCCAUUGCUUGC
This is a messenger RNA of Mytilinidion resinicola, 820 nucleotides long. RefSeq lists its product as uncharacterized. The record is from RefSeq and is a predicted model, not a curated record. The coding region runs from base 31 to 381 and encodes 116 amino acids. The transcript has a single exon. Lineage: Eukaryota; Fungi; Ascomycota; Dothideomycetes; Mytilinidiales; Mytilinidiaceae.